AUGAUACGUCUGACCGAGGAAAUGUCCAGCCUGAUCAACCGUGCCCGGGACGACGGUUACCCCUGCAUCGUGGCCACCGCCGCGACCGACGGCACCCCCAAUUGCGGUUACAUCGGAACCGUGCUCACCGUGGGCGACGACACUCUGAUCUACCGCGAUCGUACGGGCCGUAACCCGCUGGAUCACAUCGAAGAAAAUCCGAAGGUGAUCGUCCUCUUCCGCAACACCGGGCAGGACGCCGGCUGGAAGUUCCGUUGCACCGCCACCGUCCACCGCGAUGGCAAGGUGUUCGAGGAGAUGACCGACCGCCUGAUCCAAUCGGGUCUGGUGAACGAACGCUACCUGCAGGACAGCGUCGGCGCCAUCGUCGUCCUGCGCAUUGACCAGGUGCUGACCCUGUUCGGAGAACUGCUGCAGCAACGGGAACCCGGCCUCCAGUGGUGA
Geodia barretti is the source of this 444-nucleotide messenger RNA. Lineage: Eukaryota; Metazoa; Porifera; Demospongiae; Tetractinellida; Geodiidae. The record is from the annotation of a GenBank genome assembly.